This is a messenger RNA of Hypoxylon fragiforme, 1431 nucleotides long. RefSeq lists its product as uncharacterized. The record is from RefSeq and is a predicted model, not a curated record. The coding region runs from base 1 to 1431 and encodes 476 amino acids. Lineage: Eukaryota; Fungi; Ascomycota; Sordariomycetes; Xylariales; Hypoxylaceae. The transcript has 2 exons.
AUGGCUCCCAGUGCUUGCACUGCCGGUAACCCGGUUCCAGAUUCAGCUGUCACAUCACCGCAUGCUAGCCAUGGAGAGAGUGCUGGAGAAAGCGGAGCGGUAGUGGGCAAAAAUGCGUGCUCAGGCUCCAUACCACUUCAUACUCCACCGUCCCGGAGCGAGACAUCGCAAACACGGUCCACUCGGUCCACCUCGACGACUUCCCGGAAUUCAAAUCGACUAUCAUUAACAUUACCAAUUGCACCACCUAAUAGUUUUCCUUCUAGACCUACGCCGACUUCCUCAAUGCCACCAACCCCGAUUGAAACCCCUUCACUCAAAUCUCCCGAUACAAACGAAUAUAUUUCCGCCAUCGCCGCUCAAGAACGUCGUGUUUUGGAGAUUCGCGAAGAGUUGGCGCGGGCCGAGCAUGAGUUGAGAAAAUUGAGGAAGAUGUGGAUGUCCUCUGCUAGUUACAAGGAAGUAGCUAGUAGAAAGGUUGACCCUCUUCGUGCUAUGGCUGCUACGUUAGAGAGCCAAUGGGCCCUUGACGAGAGUUCGGCUGUUAAACCACCCAGCGAAUUAGAACGCAGGAAAGCCAUACUUCUUGCACAGAGUCAAAGAGCUCCCCGAGAGCACAAGAGAACGGUCAUACGUGGCGGUCAUGCACGUACUCUAUCCUUGCUUUCGCCAACGAUGCCUACAACUGGAGACGCUGAUGGGCUUCGAUCAGCUGACUUGUACUCCAAGGUAUCGCAGUCGCCAAUGCCUUCCCCUGCACCUCUCAACAAGCGUGCAACUUGGGCUCCUCGUCAAAGUCAGCCAUCAAAUAACAUGCAACUUAUUGCCAAUGAACUGAAGCAGGGUCUCUGGACGUUCGUUGAAGAUUUGAGACAAGCCACGGUUGGGGAUGAAGCGAUUUCCGGGACCACUAAUAGGACUACUGAAAUAGUAUCACGUCUAGGAAGAAUGGAGGACGACCAGGAUACAAUUCGCGCAUCUGCCUCAAAUCGUGGCCGAAUACCAACCCAAGAUGAAUCAGAUCCAGCAGAGACACCAGGUAGGGCAUCGACUGGGAGUUUCAGCGAUCGUUAUCAGCAUCGACGCACCACUUCGAAACCAGAGCCUAAGACCAAGAAACGCUUCUCCUGGACACCACUCACAUUUGACAGCUUCGACGACGAUGACUGGUCAAAUUGGGAAAGCCCAAACGUGAAGACGGCUCGAUGGAGUGGCAGCACAGUCAACGGGGAUAUAAUUACGGCUAUUCCGGAGAGGACACACGAAAGUGAGGGAACAUUAAGACGCAAGCAAUCGCGAAGCGAACUCCGCUCACCGUCUCCACCGUCCCCCAGCCCACAAGCCAUCCUCAACCGCCUGACGCCCAGCAAUAUCAUAAAGGAGUGGGAAAAGAGCCUCUCCUCGCCCGAAGAGCCGCCAAGCCUCAUUUAA